Molecule: messenger RNA, 1976 nt
Organism: Tripterygium wilfordii
Lineage: Eukaryota; Viridiplantae; Streptophyta; Magnoliopsida; Celastrales; Celastraceae
Exons: 15
Coding region: 230-1447 (405 amino acids)
Biological process (GO): regulation of DNA-templated transcription
Cellular component (GO): Cdc73/Paf1 complex
Molecular function (GO): RNA polymerase II complex binding
Source: RefSeq, a predicted model, not a curated record
UGGGGUAACACCCGUCUGUCGAUCAGGGGAGGAGAAGAUUGAUCGGACGGUGGAGGAAGCAACGUGGUGCUUGGACUAGACCUCAUCUCUUAUCAACGUUGAAACGAAAAUUCCAGAGCGAGUGCUCCAAUCCUGCUAAGUUGAACUGAAUUUCAAAAGCUUGUGCAAUUCGACUACUGAAGAACAAGCGCAGAUUCAUUCAUAACAUUACCUAUCCUUCAUCGUAGGCAUGUCAAUCACAGCAAUAGCAACAGUAAAGGCGCCGGCAAUAGAUAGAGAUGUGAUUUUCAUGUUCCGAGGAGUACGAUGCUCUGAUUCUCAGCCGAGAAAACGAGGUUUCGGUUCCAAAAAUGACAAGACAAACAAAGUUAACACGUCAAGGGAGCAGAAGGGUAUGGUCUCACAACAAAGGAAAUCAACAAUUCAACAAUCUGGCCCUAUGCCUGUCCGUGCCCCUGGUUUAAGUUCUCAAUUUAAUUCAAGUUCAAAAAAUAUGCCCAUGGACACUGAAUUUGAGGGAAAGCUGGAAGCAGUUAGAAGGUCAGCUCUUGAGCAGAAAAAGGAAGAAGAAAAGCAAACAUUUGGAGCAAUAGACUAUGAUGCACCAGUUGAGUCAGAGGAGAAGGCAGUCAGUCUUGGUGCUAAGAUUGGAGUAGGAGUAGCUGUUGUGGUCUUUGGUUUGGUUUUUGCCCUUGGAGACUUUCUCCCCUCUGGAAGUGAUAGUCCCACUGAAGAAACUGCAGAGGUCAAUAAAAAAUUGUCCAAAGAAGAGAAAGAUACUCUUCAGAUAAGGCUGACACAAUAUGAACAAAUGCUUACUGCUUCUCCAAAGGAUGCAACGGCCUUGGAGGGAGCUGCAGUAACAUUGGCCGAACUAGGAGAGUAUUCUCGGGCUGCCUCUCUGCUUCAGGACUUGACAAAGGAGAAACCAAGCGACCCUAACGUUUUCCGUUUGCUUGGAGAAGUUAAAUAUGAACUCAAGGAUUAUGAAGGAAGUGCUGCUGCUUUUAGGAGUUCUUCUAUGGUAUCUGAAAACAUCAAUUUUGAAGUUUUGCGUGGCCUUACAAAUGCUUUACUUGCUGCUAAGAAACCAGAUGAGGCUGUUCAAGUUCUCCUUGCAACUCGUGAAAGUCUGAGAACAGAAAUGUCUAAUGGGGACAAAGAGGCGGACAGUGAGAGAGAAAAAACUGUAUCACAGGUGGACCCAAUCCAAGUUGAAUUACUUCUUGGAAAAGCCUAUUCUGACUGGGGCCAUGUCAGCGAUGCGGUGUCUGUCUAUGAUGGUUUAAUAUCAAGUCACCCUGAAGACUUCCGGGGUUAUUUAGCAAAGGGGAUCAUUUUGAAAGAAAAUGGUAAAGUUGGAGAUGCCGAGAGAAUGUUUAUUCAAGCACGGUUUUUUGCACCAGAAAAGGCCAAGGCACUUGUCGACCGUUAUUCAAAACGUUGACCAUUGAUUUUACUGCUGGUGUGUUUGCCAACAUGUGACAUAUUCAAGUCAUCUGAAAUUAUUUCACUUUCCAAUUUCAUAAAUGCUGUUGAAGCCUAGAAAGAUGUAAAGAACUCCUUGGCCACCUGACUGAUAUCCAGAUAUAAUUUCAGCAGCAUCAGGAGAAAGGAGGCAAACUUCCCGGGUCCAAGAAAAAGUUGGUACCUCAGUCGGGAUGGAUAUGGGGGCUUGUAAUGACUUCUACACUAUACUAAAUGUUGUAUGCACGCUCUUCUUAGACCCACCUUUACUGCAGAAGCUUUGCAUAUCAGGUGCUGUUUUCUUGUUUGUAUGCAUAUAUAGAGUGAAUAGUGAACGCUUUAAGUUAGGGAUCCGUGUACCAAGCUUUUACAUUGAAAUUCUAGCUGAAACUCCAACAGUUCUAUGAUACCUGAACUCUUCAACAUACCCUGCCAUACCUGUGUCGACACUAUAUGAUUAUGGGUAACGUAUCCGUGUUGGGUUCUCUAAAAAUUUUUUGGGUACUUAA